ACCAGGAUGGUGUUUACAUAUUGCACCCACAAUGCCGCACAAACCAGCCAAUCAAAGCUGAUGUUCUCUUCGUGCAUGGCCUCUUGGGGGCAGCUUUUAAAACAUGGCGCCAGAAGGAUCUUGACGUGACGGAUGAUGACAUGGUGGAAGGGGUUCGAGAGGACUACACUGAAUGCUGGCCCAAGUCAUGGUUGGCUGCAGACUGUCCAAACCUCCGAAUCCUGUCUGUUGAGUAUGACACCCAUUUAAGUGAUUGGAAGGCAAAGUGUCCUGCUGAAAACCAAAGAAAGUCCUUGGCCUACAGGAGUCAGGAACUGCUGAGGAAAUUGAAGGAUGCAGGUGUAGGGGAAAGGCCUGUGGUCUGGGUAGCCCACAGUAUGGGAGGUUUACUUGUGAAAAAGAUGCUCUUAGAUGCCUCUAAAGAUCCUGAUCUCAGUCCGCUGAUCAAGAACACGAAGGGAAUUCUGUUCUACAGCGUUCCUCAUCACGGCACGUUUAUGGCAGGGUAUUCUGUCAAUGUCCGAUAUCUCCUUUUUCCCUCCAUCGAAGUAAAAGAACUAUGUAGAGACUCUCCAGCAUUACGGGACUUGAAUGAAAAAUUCCUGAACAUUACAAUGGAACAAGAGUUUAAGGUCCUUAGCUUUGCAGAAACUCUGCCAACCUCCAUUGGGCCGAUGCUCAAAAUAUUGGUAGUUCCUUCUCAGUCAGCAGAUCUGGGUAUUGGGGACCUCAUUCAGGUGGAUGUUGAUCACCUCAACAUCUGCAAGCCAGAAAAAAAGGACUCAUUUCUUUAUAAACGUACUUUACAGUUUAUUCAAGAUGCUCUUGGAGGACAGAGUAUUAAGUGAACUCUAAAGUCCACACUCCAAAUCCGGUCUCUUGCCAUUUCAUUUCAUUGCCUCUUGAGGAUUCAACCAUUACAUUCUUAACUAUAGUGUUAACUAUGAAUGAAAAGUUCAUUGCAAGUGGAUUUUUCUUUUCAUGUUUUUUUAUUAUUGCCAAUAUGAAUAUGCUUUUCGUUAAAACCUCUGGGUUUAACUUUUAAUGCCCGCUUCAGCAUUGCCUUGUAUUGUAUUUCAUUUCAGUCAUUUGAGCACUUUUUGCCAUUUAUUUUAACUGGAAGCUAUAACAAAUAGAAAUGAGUAUCAAGUUUAUUAUAUUUAAAAUGUCAGUCAUUUGUAGGAAGUAAGUUUUAUUUACAUUAUUUAUUUUUCUUUGAUGAAACUGAAAACUAGCCUUUUUUUCUUAACUCACCAGCCUUCUUUGUAUCCCUACCUCAGACACACAGAUUGGUACUGAUGUUGGCUGUAAUAUGCCACUAUUUUUGUAAUAAUGGAUGAAUUGUAGUACUUGCAUAGGACCAUACUACUUUUAUAUUGAUGCCGAGUAUGUGCAAGACAAAAUUAUUGCCACAUCUUUAUCACACUUAAUAAAGAUGUGUAUCCUAACUUUACAUUACAGGUGCAUCUCAAUAAAUUAGAAUGUUGUGGAAAAGUUCAUUUAUUUCAGUAAUUCAACUCAAAUUGUGAAUCUUGUGUAUUCAAUAAAUUCCAUGCACACAGAC
This is a messenger RNA of Carassius gibelio (silver crucian carp), 1564 nucleotides long. Its product is annotated as protein SERAC1-like. Lineage: Eukaryota; Metazoa; Chordata; Actinopteri; Cypriniformes; Cyprinidae. The coding region runs from base 141 to 848 and encodes 235 amino acids. The record is from RefSeq and is a predicted model, not a curated record. The transcript is spliced from 7 exons.